Molecule: messenger RNA, 381 nt
Organism: Ochlerotatus camptorhynchus
Lineage: Eukaryota; Metazoa; Arthropoda; Insecta; Diptera; Culicidae
Exons: 2
Coding region: 43-342 (99 amino acids)
Source: RefSeq, a predicted model, not a curated record
AUUGGAUCUUGCUACGACGAGGGUGCUUUGUUUUUAAAGAAAAUGUGGCUGAAACUGUUCUGCCUGCUGCAAUCCAUCCUACUCGCGCUGGGCAUCUCUCGCUACGCCCACCCUGCCGUACUGGAGAACGAUGCCCAGGAAGCCCUGCUGCCGGACUACCUUCGCAACCCUUUCUAUCGGACGCCACGGGUGGCCAAUGCGCUGGCCCGGUUCAGUUGGAUUGGCCCCGGAGAGGAACUGGUUCGGGAACGACAUGCGGAAAAAAUCUCCCGAGCUGACAUCUACAACGUGCUGACCCAUGCCGGAUUUGUUCCACGGAGAUUGCAUGGUUUCAAUCGUUAAACACCGCUCACCGAUCGCAGCAAGCUGAGCAGCAAUCAG